AUGGCAGUCUAUUCGUAUCUAUCUAUCUAUCUAUCUAUCUAUCUAUCUAUCUAUCUAUCUAUCUAUCAGAGUCUAUUCGUAUCUAUCAGUUAUCUAUCUAUCUAUCUAUCUAUCUAUCUAUCUAUCUAUCUAUCUAUCUACCACAGGCUGCACAUUAUAUUUCCUCAAUCUAUUUAUCUAUCUCAUCAUCUCACUGACUCUCUUUAUUUGUGCAUCUCUCUACUUGCCUGCCCCUCUCUCUUUGUAUAUCUUUCUUCGUGUAGGUGUGUGCGUGUGUCUCUCGCUCAUUAUGUAUCUCUCUCUUUCUCUCUCUCUCUCACUCUCUCUCUCUCUCUCUCUCUCUCUUGUGUAGCUAGGGUGAUAUGGAAAAGUUCUCGGCCAACUACAAUUUUUGCACGAUCUAUCUAUCUAUCUCAGUCUGUUCAUAUCUAUCUAUCUCCGUCUGUAUCUAUCUAUCUAUCUAUCUUUUAUCUAUCUAUCUAUCUCAGUCUGUUCAUAUCUAUCUAUCUAUCUCCGACUGUACUUAUCUAUCUAUCUAUCACAGUCUGCUCAUCACAAAGGUAUUACGUCACAGUCAGUGUGCGUCACAGUCAGUGUGCGUCACAGUCAGUGUGUCUCAAAGUACGUAACAUUCAGAGUGUGUUACAGUCAGAGUGUGUCACAGUCAGACUGCGUCACAGUCAGAGUGCGUCACAUUCAGAGUGUUUCACAGUCAGACUGUGUCACAGUCAGAGUGCGUCACAGUCAGAGUGCGUCACAUUCAGAGUGUUUCACAGUCAGACUGUGUCACAGUCAGAGUGCGUCACAUUCAGAGUGUUUUACAGUCAGACUGUGUCACAGUCACAGUCCGUCACAUUCAAAGUGUGUCACAUUCAGAGUGUGUUACUGUCAGAGUGCGUCACAGACAGAGUGCGUCACAUUCAGAGUGUGUCACAGUCAGAAUGCGUCACAGUCAGAGUGCGUCAAAGUCAGAGUGCGUCACAGUCAGACUGA
Acanthosepion pharaonis is the source of this 993-nucleotide messenger RNA. Lineage: Eukaryota; Metazoa; Mollusca; Cephalopoda; Sepiida; Sepiidae. The record is from the annotation of a GenBank genome assembly.